AUGGGGAACCAGGAUGGCAAGCUAAAGAGGAGCGCAGGUGAUGGCUCGCACGAAGGCGGCGGCGGCGCCGAGGAUGCUGUUGGGCCCAGGGAUGUGGAAGCCACAAAGAAGGGAAGCGGGGGCAAGAAGGCGCUGGGCAAACAUGGCAAGGGGGGAGGGGGCGGCGGCGGGGAGCUGGGCAAGAAGAAGAACAAGUCCGACUCCAGAGCUUCGGUGUUUUCCAACCUGCGGAUUAGGAAGAACCUAUCCAAGGGGAAGGGCACUGGCGGCUCCCGCGAGGAUGUGCUGGACUCCCAGGCCUCGCAGACCGGGGAGCUGGACAGCGCUCACUCCCUGGUCACCAAGACCCCCGACCUCAGCCUCUCGGCUGACGAAACGGGCCUGUCGGAUACCGAGUGCGCAGAUCCUUUUGAGGUGACCGGUCCAGGUGGUCGUGGCCCGGCCGAGGCUGGAGUCGGGGUCCGGGCGGUCGCUGAGGAUUUGGAAACUGCGGCAGGGGCGCAGGAUGGACAAAGGACCAGUUCAGGCUCGGACACGGACAUCUAUAGCUUUCACUCGGCUACGGAGCAAGAGGAUUUGCUCUCAGACAUCCAGCAGGCGAUCCGCCUGCAGCAGCAGCAGCAGCUCCUCCGAGGCUCGGAGGAGCCUUUAGCACCCCCCACCGCCGCCCCCCUUCAGCCCGGGGCCUUCCUGGGCCUGGACCGAUUCCUGCUGGGGCCGAGCGGCGGGGCUGGGGAGGCCCCGGGCAGUCCGGAUACAGAGCUGGCUCUGUCCGCGCUUUCCGACCUGCCCGAGAGCCUGGCCGCGGAGCCCCGGGUGGCCGAGCGUCCGCCGUCCCCCAGCGGCUGCCUCGACUCGGAGACCCCUUCCCUUCCGGCGGCCCAGCCCGCGACCGCAGACUCGCCCUCGUCCACGGCUUUCCCAUUUCCCGAGCCCAGGCCGGGGAAAGGCGCGGCCGAAGCCCCCGUGCUAGGGGCUGGGGACACGGAUGAGGAAGGGGAGGAGGAUGCCUUUGAGGAUGCCCCCCGAGGCUCUCCAGGGGAUGACUGGGGCCAGGGGCGCAGGGAGGCUCCGCAGAGGCUGGGAGGAGAGCCCGAGGAGGGGGCCACAGGGCCCGGUGUGCCCUCGGCUGCCUCCCUCCCGGGCAGCCCCGCGCCAAGCCCGCGCUGCUUCAAGCCCUAUCCACUCAUCACCCCCUGCUACAUCAAGACCACUACCCGACAGCUCAGCUCGCCCAAUCACUCCCCGUCGCAGUCCCCCAGCCAGAGCCCCAGGAUCAAGAGGCGGCUCGAGUCCUCCCUGAGCCGAGGGCAGAGAUCCUCUCUCGCCUCCGCGGCCGCCCCGGCCAAGAAGCACCGGGCCGACGGCGGCCUCGGGGGCGGCCUUAGCCGCUCGGCCGACUGGACGGAGGAGCUGGGCGCCCCAGAGCCCAGGGUGGGAGGCUCUGCGGACGUGCUGGAGCGCGGGGCAGCCGCUGACGACGUCAGCCGUGUGCCCCCUGCCCUGGCCGGCAAGUCGUCUGGGGCGCAGGCGGCUGCAGAUGGCUUCCAGAACGUGUUCACAGGGCGAACUCUGCUGGAGAAGUUGUUCAGCCAGCAGGAGAACGCUCCACCAGAAGAAGCAGAGAAGUUUUGCUCCCGGAUCAUUGCCAUGGGCCUUCUGCUUCCUUUUAGUGACUGCUUCAGGGAACCGUGUAAUCAGAAUGCCCAGUCAAGUUCAACUCCGUUUGAUCAAGAUCAACUUUACACCUGGGCUGCAGUUAGUCAACCCACACACUCACUGGAUUACGCAGAAGGGCAGUUUCCCAGGCGAACCCCAUCUGUUUGGCCUCUGUCUAAACCUCCUGAUGAAGACCACAGGCCUAAGGAUGCUGACACAGAAUCUCAGUCUGCUGUUUUGGAAACUCCGGAAAAAUGUUCAGAUGCUGUCCAGCAGGAUGUUUUUGACAUGAAGUCUGAGGGCCAGGCAACUGUGAUUCAGCAGCUGGAACAGACCAUUGAGGAUCUGAGGACCAAAAUCGCUGAACUGGAGAAGCAGUACCCUGCUGUGGACAUGGAGAUGGCCGUGGGCCGUCGUGGGGUUGGGAAUGGUGUGACGCCUGCAGAAGAUGUCUGCCUCGAAGCUCUCAGGUUAGGAGAAAAGGAUGCACAGCAUCAAAGGAGUUUAGAGGCAAAAUCGAUACAGACUUCUCCGACAGGAGAGGGUGGACUGUCAAUAGUCGCUUCUGUGAAUACAUUGCCAGAGUGUCUUCCGUGCCCAGUGGGGGCUGAGAGUGUGGAGUCAGCCAUGCCGUCCUCAGCUUCUGGACCUCAGACAACAUUCUGCUCAGAGAUUUCCUUGAUUGUGUCUCCAAGGCUAAUAGAAGUGCAGCUCGACACACCUCAGUCCAUGCCGAGUGUAUCACAGCCUCCACCACCUCCAUCCCAUUCGUGGUCUGACACUCAAGGACAACCGGGGUCACAGCCUUCCCAUCUAUCUCUUAGUACUGACUCCGAAAUCAGCCAUGAACACUCUGUCUUCUUGUCCUCUGAAAAUAGCUGUAGCAUCCCACCCGCACCACCUCUGCCUUGCACAGGGCCCUCCAGCUCCAUACCUGGCCUGGGCUUGGCUGUUCCUCCCCCUCCUCCUCUCCCUGGCAUGGCAGUGCCAGCUCUGCCCAGUACAGCAGUUCCUCCACCUCCUUCUCUGCUGGGUGCAGAAAUGCUGCCACCCUCUCCCCCACCUUUGCCUGGUGAGGGAAUACCUCCUCCUCCACCUCUGCCAGGUGUCCAGCUUGUACCUCCUGCCCCUCCCACACCUCUCAUUCCUCCCCUGCCAGGUCUAGGAAUACCUCCUCCCCCUCCUCUUCCUGGUGUGGGAAUACCUCUGCCCCCUUCUCUCCCCGGAGUAGGGAUACCUCCUCCUCCUCCUCUGCCUGGUGAGGGUAUACCCCCUCCUCCACCUCUGCCUGGUGCGGGCAUACCCCCUCCGCCACCUCUGCCUGGUGCGGGCAUACCCCCUCCGCCACCUCUGCCUGGUGCGGGUGCGGGCAUACCCCCUCCGCCACCACUGCCUGGUGCGGGCAUACCCCCUCCCCCUCCUCUCCCUGGUGUGGGCAUACCCCCUCCCCCUCCUCUCCCUGGUGCGGGCAUACCCCCUCCCCCUCCUCUGCCUGGUGCUGGGAUUCCCCCACCUCCUCCAUUGCCUGGUAUGGGAAUUCCACCUGCUCCAGCUCCCCCUCUGCCUGGGACAGGAGUCCCUCCACCUGUAGCACUGCCUCUGCCCCCUGGAUCAGGCCCUCCACUCCUACCAGAAGCUGGGAGUAGCACUUUGCCAGCGCCCCAAGUGUGUGGCUUUCUUCCUCCUCCAUUGCCAGCUGGCUUAUUUGGAUUAGGGAUGAAUCAGGACAAAGGGAGCAGGAAACAGCCAAUAGAACCCUGUCGGCCUAUGAAGCCUCUUUACUGGACAAGAAUCCAACUGCAUAGUAAAAGAGACUCCAGUCCUUCGCUUAUUUGGGAAAAAAUUGAAGAGCCAUCCAUAGAUUGUCAUGAAUUUGAGGAAUUGUUUUCUAAAACUGCUGUAAAGGAGAGAAAGAAACCUAUUUCCGAUACCAUCACAAAGACCAAGGCUAAACAAGUUGUCAAGUUACUAAGCAACAAAAGAUCACAAGCAGUUGGAAUAUUGAUGUCUAGUCUUCAUUUAGAUAUGAAAGACAUACAACAUGCUGUUGUGAACUUGGACAAUUCUGUGGUUGACCUGGAGACCCUUCAAGCUCUCUAUGAGAAUAGAGCACAGUCAGAUGAGCUGGAGAAGAUUGAAAAGCAUGGCCGAUCGUCCAAAGACAAGGAAAACGCCAAGUCUCUGGACAAACCUGAACAGUUCCUUUAUGAACUGUCACUAAUCCCCAACUUUUCAGAGCGAGUCUUUUGCAUCCUGUUCCAGUCAACAUUUUCAGAAAGCAUUUGCUCCAUUCGUCGCAAACUAGAAUUACUGCACAAAUUGUGUGAGACAUUAAAAAAUGGCCCAGGGGUUAUGCAGGUUCUGGGUUUGGUUCUUGCCUUUGGCAACUACAUGAACGGUGGAAAUAAGACUCGGGGACAGGCAGAUGGCUUUGGAUUAGACAUUCUUCCAAAGCUUAAAGAUGUCAAAAGCAGUGACAAUAGCAGAAGCCUUUUGUCAUAUAUUGUUUCAUAUUAUCUUCGAAAUUUUGAUGAGGAUGCUGGAAAAGAACAGUGUGUCUUUCCACUGCCAGAACCCCAGGACCUUUUCCAGGCCUCACAGAUGAAGUUUGAAGAUUUUCAAAAAGAUCUCAGAAAAUUAAAGAAAGACUUGAAAGCCUGUGAGGUUGAAGCGGGGAAAGUGUACCAGGUAUCCUCACAAGAGCACAUCCAGCCUUUCAAAGAAAACAUGGAACAAUUUAUAAUUCAAGCUAAAAUUGACCAAGAGGCAGAGGAGAAUUCACUGACAGAGACUCAUAAAUGCUUUUUGGAGACUACAGCCUAUUUCUUCAUGAAACCAAAAAUCGGAGAGAAGGAGGUGUCCCCAAAUGUUUUCUUCAGUAUCUGGCAUGAAUUCAGCUCUGACUUUAAAGACUUUUGGAAGAAAGAGAACAAACUUAUUCUACAAGAGAGAGUAAAAGAAGCUGAAGAAGUGUGUAGGCAGAAAAAGGGAAAAUCACUUUAUAAAAUAAAGCCAAGACAUGACUCUGGAAUUAAAGCAAAGAUAAGCAUGAAAACCUGAGCAAUGAAAACUAGUCAUUUAACCACUUCCACAAAAUUCAGCUGACCUGAGGGCGGGAAGGAAACGACAUCGUUCUAAUCACGUUUCUUCUUGACCUCCUACAUAAUCUUUGUGUUUUCUAGACAGUUCACUGAUUGCUGAAUUUUAUUGUACAUUCAUAUAAAAUGCAAAAGCAGUAGACCAGUGGAGAGUUUUGACACCUUUUCUUUUUGUAAAAGUUUAUGGUAUUAUACCAAUAGACCAAAACAGCAUGUAUAAGAGGCAGUAUCUGCAUUAAUUCUGAACAUGCUAAACAUUAAACUAAAAUUUACUUCUGUGAGAAUAUUCCUUGUCACAGCAAAACACUUUCCUUUCUACUGACAACCAGUACUCCACAUCACUGCAUUUCCAUUUAUGGGU
This is a messenger RNA of Trichechus manatus latirostris (Florida manatee), 5118 nucleotides long. It is a transcript of the gene FMN2, whose product is annotated as formin 2. The record is from RefSeq and is a predicted model, not a curated record. Gene Ontology annotation, cellular component: nucleus; cytoplasm; endoplasmic reticulum membrane. The coding region runs from base 1 to 4719 and encodes 1572 amino acids. Gene Ontology annotation, biological process: intracellular signal transduction; intracellular transport. The transcript is spliced from 19 exons. Lineage: Eukaryota; Metazoa; Chordata; Mammalia; Sirenia; Trichechidae.